Messenger RNA from Gaeumannomyces tritici R3-111a-1, 1058 nucleotides. RefSeq lists its product as hypothetical. NCBI's taxonomy places the organism in Eukaryota, Fungi, Ascomycota, Sordariomycetes, Magnaporthales, Magnaporthaceae. Gene Ontology annotation, biological process: glucan catabolic process. The transcript has 4 exons. The record is from RefSeq and is a predicted model, not a curated record. The coding region runs from base 1 to 1008 and encodes 335 amino acids.
AUGCUGAUUACCUCGUCCAUCGUUCUUCUGGCCACGGCAGCCGGCGUCAGUGCCCAGUACCGGCUGACAAGAACCUACGACCGCAACAAUUUCUUCGACCAGUUCCACUUCCGAGAUGCAGCAUACUUCCAACGCCUCAUCGGGGUGAACGACCCUACCAACGGCUUUGUCGAGUACGUCAGCGCCUCGGAGGCCACGCGGGCGGGUCUGGCCGAGUACCGAGGCAACCAGAUCUACGUCGGCGCCGACAGCAAGGCCACGGUGCCCACCUCGGGCAUCGGCCGGAAGAGCGUGCGGCUGGAGUCCAAGCAGACGUUCGACACUGGCCUUCUGAUUGCCGACAUCCAGCACAUGCCGGGGAACGCAUGCGGCGUGUGGCCCGCCUUCUGGAGCUUCAACUUUGCAGAGAGCCCCUACAGCGAGAUCGACAUCCUCGAGGGCAACGGGUGGACGAGGCAGUCGGCCAACACGGUCUCGCUCCACACCUGCGGCACGUGCAGCUUCCCCAGCCUGCAGGGUCCGGAGCUUAGGAAGGACUGCGACCUGCACGCCGGGGCCAACUGCGAAGGGGGUGACAACCCUGCCGGUUGCGGCGUGGACGGGGCCGCGAACUCGUUCGGGUCCGGGUUCAACAGCAACAAUGGCGGCGCCUACGCCACGCUCCUCGACAGCAGCGGCAUCAAGAUCUGGUUCUUCCCGCGCUCCCGCAUCCCUUCGGACAUUGUAAGCGGGCGGCCGAUCCCCUCCGUAACGCAGUGGGGAGCGCCACAGGCCAGCUUCCAGUCCGGUGGCUCCUGCAACGUCGCUCAGCGGUUCAGCAACCAGACCAUCAUCAUCAACACGGCGUUUUGCGGCGACAUCAUCUACGACUGGACGGAGCAGACCGAGGGCAAUUCCCAGUGCCGCUCUGCUCCUGGCGGAUCGUGCGAGGCGUACGUGGGACGGAAUCCUCAGGCUUACGCCGAGGCGUACUGGCUGUUCAAUUCUAUCAAGCUGUACCAGCAGUAGUGGCUGUUUUAUACGUAGUUUCGUUGCCGAGAAGCUCCCUUUGCCAAGCC